AUACUUGAUCCUGUGGUCACGCUGUGAAAUAAGGAACGUCUUUCCCAUUUGCUAAUUUUGCAAAGCAUAUAGACAUUUGCUGAACGAGUUAAAACUGAAAUUGUUCACAGGAGUUCUCAAAAGGAGAAAUAUUUUAGAAUCAUCCUGGACUCGUAAGCAUGUCGAAACAUCCACGGAGGAAAAGCUUAUAUCCAAUUUAUGGAUCUGAAAAAUCUGAAAAAUGGAUAACCGAGUAUGAUGAGAAGUCAGAUCUUUUACUGCAGGAUAAAACAUCGCCUGCCAGUGGGAGUCCAACAUCCCGAGUGAAGCGGUACGGAUCACUGGACCUCUCGUCAUCACCAUUUUUAGGACUUGAUUUGGAUAAGCAAAAAUAUGAAGACAUUUCAAAAGUUAAAAUUGUUGAACCAGCCAAAGAGCAAGCCAAGGAAUGGGACAAGGAUGAAGAGUUUGACCAUAUUUUACCUUUGCACCAGAUUGCGAGUCGCUAUUGCACCGAUCUUAAAAAUGGCUUAAAUGAAGAACAGGUAUUGGAAAAUCGAAUCCGAUUUGGGUCAAAUGUCCUGGUGUCACCCCCAAAGAAAUCAAACCUUGCGAAAUUCAUGACUUGUUUACUCGGAGGACUAAAUGCUCUUUUACUGGCCAGUUCUGGCCUCAGCUUUGCAAUUUAUGGAAUUCAAUUAGCAUAUGAUGGAUCACCAAGUAAUGAUGAUCUAUAUCUUGGAAUAGCUUUGAUAAUAGUUGUCCACGUCUCUGGCCUGUUCGCUUUCUAUCAAGAAUUCAAGUCAAACAAAAUUAUGGAAUCCUUCAAGAGAAUGGUUCCUUGCAGAGCCCACGUUUUUCGUAAUGGGGGAAUUAGGGAGGAAAUUUCAGCAGAGGAUUUGGUAGUUGGAGAUAUCGUCGAUCUAAAAUCUGGAGAUCUUAUCCCUGCUGAUGUUCGCAUAAUAGAAGCUCAAAAUUUCAAAGUGGAUAACUCGAGUCUCACGGGAGAGUCGGAAGCCCAAAAAAGAACGCCAGAGUGUACCAAUUCUGAUCCAAUGGAAACAAAGAAUCUCGCAUUUUUCUCCACGAACGCUAUCGAAGGUGUUGCAGUUGGUUUAGUGGUUCGUACCGGGUCCAAAACACUCAUGGGCCGAUUGUCAACACUUUGUUCGAGUGUUGACAGUGGACAAAGUCCGAUAGGAAUAGAGAUGGACAGGUUCAUAUUAAUUAUGACAAUACGAUCUUUUGUGAUUGGAGUGGUUUUCUUCUGUAUUGCAAUUCUCAUGGGGUAUCGUUGGUUGGACGCCAUCUUUUUCAUUAUCGGAAUCAUGGUCGCGAAUAUUCCGGAAGGACUUUCCGUUACUUUUACCAUGAUAUUAUCCCUUACGGCGAAAAGAAUGGCUGGGAAGAAUUGUUUGGUGAAACAUCUGCAAGCCGUGGAAGCGUUAGGAUCUACCUCAGUCAUUUGCAGUGACAAGACUGGUACACUCACGCAAAACAAGAUGACCGUUAGUCAUUUAUGGUUCAAUAACGAAGUACACGUUUCUGAAACGAGCGAAAGACGAAUCGGGGCUCUAUUUGAUAAUGAAAAUCCAGGAUUUGCAGCAUUGUCGAAUGUCGCUGCCCUCUGUUCAAGAGCAACUUUCAGACCAAAUCAAGAAUUUGUGCCUACUCAUGACAGAGCUGUUGAGGGUGACGCUUCAGAAGCAGCUAUUCUAAAAUUCAUGGAAUCUCAAUACGGUGAUGUUCUCGAGUACAGAGCACAGUAUCCUAAAGUAUCGGAAAUACCGUUCAACUCGACAAAUAAGUUUCAAGUUUCUGUUCAUGACAUGAAAAAUGCUCAAGAUCCAAGACUGCUUCUUGUCAUGAAGGGUGCUCCAGAGAAAAUAAUUAGUCUAUGCACCACAAUCCAAGUGAAUCAUGAAGAGGUUGAACUGGAUGAUGCAUGGAAGGCCAAAUUUGAAGAGGUAUAUGCUCAAUUGGGAAAUUACGGAGAACGUGUGUUAGGAUUUUGUGACCGACUCCUCCCCACCGAAGAUUUUCCCCCAGAUAACCCAAAUAUUGACACCGAGCAUCCUGAAGGAUUCUUGUCAUUGGGGUUCCGUUUUGUUGGACUAAUUUCCUUAGUAGAUCCUCCAAAAUACAAUGUUCCUGAUGCUGUUCGAAGAUGUAGAUCUGCAAAGAUAAAAGUCGUAAUGGUCACAGGAGACCACCCCCUGACGGCAGCAGCAGUGGCACGUUCAGUAAACAUAAUUUCAGAAGGAAAUCAUACACGAGAAAGUUUGGCUGCGCUAAAAAACAUUCCAGUCGAAGAUGUGGACCCAUCUGAAGUGAAUGUUGCCAUUAUAAGUGGCACAUCUUUGAAAUCAAUGACACCAGAAGAAUUAAAAGAAGUGCUGAGAUCUCAUGAGGAAAUUGUGUUUGCAAGAACUUCGCCAGAACAGAAAUUUACGAUAGUAUCAGCAUUUCAAGAUCUUGGAUACAUUGUUGCAGCGACUGGAGAUGGUGUGAAUGACUCUCCUGCAUUGAAGAAGGCAGAUAUUGGUGUAGCAAUGGGCAUCUGUGGGACCGAGGUCAGCAAAGAGACCUCAGAUUUAAUUCUGAUGGAUGACAAUUUCGCCACGAUUGUUACUGGGGUAGAGGAGGGACGACUUAUCUUCGACAAUUUAAAAAAGCUUAUCCAAUACACGCUGGGCGACAAUUGUGCGGAAUUAUACUGCGUGUGGGUGUUUAUCAUUUUGCGAGUUCCACUCCCACUUGGGACAAUUGCUAUGUUACUCAUCAUGUUAGGAACGGAUGUGAUGCCAGCUAUAUCCAUCGCACAUGAAACAGCCGAAGCUGAUAUUAUGAAGUUGAAACCCAGAGAUCCAAAAACUCAAACUUUGGUCACUCCACAACUCCUAUCCUACACUUAUGGUCAAACCUCAGUCAUGGAAUUCGUUGCAGGAAUGUUUUCAUACUUUUACAUAUUUGCAACAAACGGAUGGCUUCCCCUGGAAAUGGUGGGCAUUGAGCAGAAAUGGGACUCUGUAGCGAUCAAUGAUUUGCCAGAUUCAUAUGGUCAAGAAUGGAGUUAUGCGGCUCGACAAGAUUUAAAAAUAACGGCGCAAACUGCAUCGUUCGUUGCGAUAGUUCUGAUGCAAGUGGCGAAUGUUGUCUGCUGCAAAACCAGACGGAUGAGCAUUUUCCAAAAAGGAUUAGACAACAUGAAUAUGAACUUGGGAGUAGUGUUCGAAAUCAUGCUCGCCUGCUUCUUCAUCUACACCCCCGUUCUUAGUCAUGGGCUCAAGUUUGCAUAUCUUAACCCAUUAGAGUGGCUUCCCUCCAUCCCAUUUGCCAUUCUACUAUUCCUAUACGACGAACUUCGACGGUGGGCCAUUAGAAAAAGUUUCGACGAGAAGGGGUGGGCUUAUCAAGAGUUAUACAGCUAAAUGCGGGGUGAGACGGUACAUGAUAGAGUUUGGCUAGCUACAUAUAACGUAUGCACAUUUAAAAUAUAUAUCAUCGCGUCUUGCUGUACACGUAUGUAAAUAUGGUCUUCAAAAUGUAAAUGAAAUUCUUGACACUGAAAUGAUGUGGACACGAGUUCUACGAGCCUGCACAUUAUUGUAAAGCUUAUGUACUGAAAAUGUACUUCAUUUGAGUGAGCUUUUCUAAAAGUUGUUGUUAUUGUUGCACUAAAUGAAUUCAUUAUUGUGUGGUAAAAGCUACGUUGAGAUAUAAUUAAACAUUACCUGAUUAAGUAGGUCUCUUCCUGAGACAGCAAAGUAGAAAGAGCCCGUCAAAAGGAAAACUCUUUUUCACUAAUUUUGAUAUAUUCAAACUGUAGAAUAUAACCGUUAGUUUUAUUUUCCUUAUUGUAACACCACCCUAAAAAUGCUUUGAUUUAAUAUUCCGAUGUUUCUCAUAAAAAAUUACGAUGUCAUUUUUAGCUCUCAUUCUCAUCCAUCCAUCACCAUGCAGUAGUAGCAUGUCGAAUCUGCAAAUGUUGACGUCUGGUUUCGGUUUAGUUGAUUUAUCGAAAGUAAAAUUACGUUUUCUUCUCAUUCAGACUUGUACAGGAAUCCGUUGUGUAGUGAAUGGUGCAAUAUUUUGAAUAAAAAUAAUAAUUGUUCUGUGAUAA
Folsomia candida is the source of this 4102-nucleotide messenger RNA. RefSeq names its product sodium/potassium-transporting ATPase subunit alpha-1. The record is from RefSeq and is a predicted model, not a curated record. The transcript is spliced from 18 exons. The coding region runs from base 159 to 3410 and encodes 1083 amino acids. Gene Ontology annotation, cellular component: membrane. NCBI's taxonomy places the organism in Eukaryota, Metazoa, Arthropoda, Collembola, Entomobryomorpha, Isotomidae. Gene Ontology annotation, biological process: intracellular sodium ion homeostasis; intracellular potassium ion homeostasis; sodium ion export across plasma membrane. Gene Ontology annotation, molecular function: ATP hydrolysis activity; P-type sodium:potassium-exchanging transporter activity; ATP binding.